GUUCUCAUUCUUGUGGGUCUAUCAGACCAUCCGCCAACCAUGAAUGGACUUUUUGUGGUCUUCCUUCUCAUCUAUCUGAUGACUCUUAUCACAAACCUUCUAAUUUUUUUUCUUAUCCUCACUGACUACAAUCUGCACAACCCAAUGUAUUUUUUUCUCAGCAAUUUGGCUUUUCUGGACAUGUCCUAUUCAUCAGCGAGUGGACCAAGGAUGCUUUAUGACUUGGUCACCAAAAAACGAUCAAUAACACUCCCUGCCUGUAUAGCCCAAAUCUUUUUCUUUCUCUGCUUUGCUACCACAGAGUUCCUCUUGCUCUCGGCGAUGUCCUAUGACCGGUACGUCGCCAUUUGCCACCCUCUACGUUACACACAAAUUAUGUCCUGGAGGGUGUGCAGUCAUUUAGCGCUUGUGAUUUGGAUCUUCGGCUUUAUUUAUUCCUUGGCUCAUAUUCUUUGUUUGCUCAGGUUGUCCUUCUGUGGUCCAAAUGCCAUCCACAACUUCUUCUGUGACCUUCCACACUUGUUCCAGAUUUCAUGUACUGACCCAACACUUAACAUAGUGCUCAUUUUUACACUGGGCAGCAGUGUGGUAAUAGUGGCCUUUCUUUUCCUAUUCCUUCCAUAUGUCCGUAUUUUCAGCACGGUUCUCCAAAUUAAAGGCAGAACUGGAAAGCUGAAAGCAUUCUCCACCUGCACGUCGCACCUCUUGGUGGUCUUCACGUUUUAUAGCUCUUUAAUUUUUAUUUACUUUAUUCCCACCUCCAGCAAUAUGUUUAGUGUGAACAAGCUGUUUUCAGUCCAGUAUGCCCUCAUUAACCCUUUACUUAAUCCUCUGAUCUACAGCCUGAGGAAUGCCGACCUUAAGGCAGCAUUAUUGAGGGCCUUAAGCCGCUUAAAGAAAAAACACCUAAAACUAGAUUUAGAUACAAAUUAA
Messenger RNA from Rana temporaria (common frog), 933 nucleotides. RefSeq names its product olfactory receptor 2A12-like. Gene Ontology annotation, biological process: G protein-coupled receptor signaling pathway. Bases 40 to 933 code for a protein of 297 amino acids. The record is from RefSeq and is a predicted model, not a curated record. Gene Ontology annotation, molecular function: G protein-coupled receptor activity; olfactory receptor activity. Gene Ontology annotation, cellular component: membrane. The transcript has a single exon. Lineage: Eukaryota; Metazoa; Chordata; Amphibia; Anura; Ranidae.